This is a messenger RNA of Impatiens glandulifera, 345 nucleotides long. RefSeq names its product N-alpha-acetyltransferase 30-like. The coding region runs from base 16 to 330 and encodes 104 amino acids. NCBI's taxonomy places the organism in Eukaryota, Viridiplantae, Streptophyta, Magnoliopsida, Ericales, Balsaminaceae. The transcript is spliced from 4 exons. Gene Ontology annotation, molecular function: acyltransferase activity, transferring groups other than amino-acyl groups. The record is from RefSeq and is a predicted model, not a curated record.
CUGAUAUUUUAGGAGAUGAAAAGGGUAUCUGCUAUCUUGGCUAGCCAAGUGCAUUACGGAACACACCAAUAUGCUUACAUUGCUAAUGUCAGUGUUUCUAAGUUUGCUCGACGUCAGGGAAUAGCUUCAAAUAUGCUACAGUUUGCAACAGAUGUUGCUAAUUUGGCAGGUAUGAGGAAACUAUUUGUACAUGUAAAUGUGGAGAAUGAGGCUGCUCAAGAAUUGUAUAAAAAAACUGGUUUUAAGGUUGUUGAAGCAGCUUCAUCUAGCAGAGGUUACAGCUACAGUGGAAUCAAUUUUCGUCUUCAAAUGACGAACAUGGUUCAUUGAUUGAGCCAAGAAAGC